Dothidotthia symphoricarpi CBS 119687 is the source of this 1207-nucleotide messenger RNA. Its product is annotated as putative short-chain dehydrogenase/reductase. The record is from RefSeq and is a predicted model, not a curated record. NCBI's taxonomy places the organism in Eukaryota, Fungi, Ascomycota, Dothideomycetes, Pleosporales, Dothidotthiaceae. The transcript is spliced from 4 exons. Gene Ontology annotation, molecular function: oxidoreductase activity. The coding region runs from base 330 to 1109 and encodes 259 amino acids.
UUGGUCUUUCUGGACUUGAGAUACAAGAUACAAAUCACGGAGGGCCAGGCGACAACGAAAUCACCACACCUUGUGCAUCAUCUUAGCGUCCACACCACUCUCCCAGGUUUCAAGAUAAAUAUGUAAAGCCGUCUUUGCUGUUUUGAUAGACAACUCGGUUAAAACUUCCUCCCUUAUUUCCGAAGUACUAUUGCAUCAUCGCUGUUUACAACACACCUCAUCUCAUCCAUAUGUACUAUAUCCAGUGCUGACCUGUAGAUUUACUCCACAGCUCUCACGCACCAUUUGAAUUCUUUAAGAUCCUUACUAUCUUCUGUCACUUUCCUAGAAUGUCAACCUCAUCGUCAAAACCCCCUCUCGAUGGUCAGCUGGCCCUCAUCACCGGCUCAACAGGUGGUAUCGGGAGUGCGACAUCACGUCUACUUGCCAGUCUAGGGUGUCGCAUUGCACUCCAUUACAACAGUGACGUCGAAACCGCAACCCUUCUGAAGAACGAGCUGCAAAAAAAGCAUCCUCAUGAACUCAACCGUAACUUUAUGUCAUUCAAGGCAGAUAUGGGGGACUAUGAUCAAGUCCGCGAACUCCACACGAACGUGGUCUCUACCCUCGGCCAUCCAACAAUCCUGAUCAACAAUGCUGGUUCCACCCUCGGACUCUCAGGCGUGAAAUCCGUUGCUGACGUCCCCAUUGAGGACUUCGAACGCACAUGGCGCGUCAACUGCGGGUCCGCGUAUCUACUCACACAGCUAUGCAUUCCGGCUAUGGAGGAAAGCGGCUGGGGGAGAGUGAUUUUCGUGAGCAGUGUUGCGGGUCUGACGGGUGGGAUUGUAGGGCCGCAUUAUGCAUCCUCGAAAUCUGCGCUUCAUGGCUUGAUACAUUGGCUUGCGAAUGCGUAUGCGAAGAAGGGUGUAACAGUGAAUGGAAUCGCGCCUGCGCUUAUUGAGCAGACGAAGAUGCUCCCUGGGAGUAGUGAAGAGUUGUCAAAGAAGAUUCCACUGGGCAGGUUGGGAACUCCUGACGAGAUUGCAGAGACGGUGCUGUGGAUGAUCAAGACGGGUUACGUGACGAAUAAAGUGAUUUGUGUUGAUGGGGGGAUGUUUCCGCAGUAAGAGUGUGAGAUGGUCGUGUGAACGAAGAUGGCCUCAGCUGCACUCGAUUGGGAUGGGUAUGAUAUAUGUACAACCGUUGAAACUCACAUUUGGAAUUG